Salvia hispanica is the source of this 858-nucleotide messenger RNA. Its product is annotated as zinc finger protein ZAT9-like. Gene Ontology annotation, biological process: regulation of DNA-templated transcription. Lineage: Eukaryota; Viridiplantae; Streptophyta; Magnoliopsida; Lamiales; Lamiaceae. Gene Ontology annotation, cellular component: nucleus. Gene Ontology annotation, molecular function: DNA-binding transcription factor activity; transcription cis-regulatory region binding. The record is from RefSeq and is a predicted model, not a curated record.
AUGGAGGAGGGAGACAGCGGCAGAAUUCCGGUGAUCAAGAUAAAAAUCCCAAAGAAGGCGGGAGAGGAAGAGGGUGUUCCGAGCCACUACUGCAAGGAAUGCGACCGGAGCUUCAGCUCGGGGAAGGCGCUGGGAGGGCACAUGAGCUCCGCGCAUGUUCAAGCUAACAAGGAGUACUCGAUGAGGAAGGCGAUGAGCUUCAACUCCAAAUCCAAAUCAUCGUCGCCUGGAUCUCCUUGCUGCUCCUGCAAGAUCUGCGGCAAGGCUUUCCAGUCGCAGAAAUCCCUCUUCGGCCACAUGCGCUGCCACCCCGACCGGGACUGGCGCGGGAUGGAGCCGCCGCGGGAGGAGCUAGGGUUUUUGAGUGGGAAGGCGUGGCCCACUUGCAAGAGGGGGCGCCCGGCGUUGGACAAGGAGAAGGACAAGGUGGAGGAUGAGGUGGAGGAGAUGUUCAAGGUGGCGGUGCAGGUGCUGGCCACCGGGAAGAUGGAGAGGGACUACAAGUGCGAUACGUGUGGGAAGGUUUUCAGGAGCCACGAGGCCCUCGGAGGGCACCGGGCCAGCCACAACAAGUUCAAGAUGAUUAUCGUCAACACGAGCACCCGCCAUCUCGAGCCCAAGAAGAUGCCAAGGACCAAGAAGAUGAUGAUGAUGAUGACUAAGCCUGAUUUUGUCACUAGUGAUCCUGGUCCUAGUGAUGAUCAUGUUGAUGGUGAUGGCGAUUCGGCCUCGGCCUCACCCUCCACCAUCAGUCCUACCUCAGCCUCGGGUUUUCUCUUUGAUAUCGAUCUCAACAUGGCUCCUCCCGAGGAGGAGGAGGACAAGGGCGUGGAGGAGUCUUCGAAUGAUAGGCGGUAA